AGUCUCUUCGUCAAUCCCGCCCGGGUUAAACGUCGAGAUGUUGAAGAAUAAGCGGAGGUUUAACACGAACGAUACUCUAAGUUUGUUUGAGGACAAGUUACACAGGGUCGAAGCGUCCGGUUCAAGGAGAAGGAACGCCCUCGUAGAAUUGUCCGACAAGCUGCCAUCGUUUGACGCCGUUUUAAGUGAUUCAAGGGCGGCUAAAGUAUUAGAAAAGCGAAAGCCAUUUGCCGACGUUACCAAUGGAGAUGGAAGGAAGAAGAAACGAGUUCGUUUACCACCGUUUUUAAGAAGUAGAAAAAGUAAGAGACCGAAAAGUCCUCCUGUUAAGAGACGCUCUGAUAAAGGAGCGACCGCUAAGAAGGAAGAACAAGCUGAGGUUACCGAUGACGAAGACAUUGUAACGACUAAAGUCAUACAAGAGAAAGAGCCAGAUGACGAUCAAGGGAUUUGCGUUGAUGUUCAACUUCAACCCCCUCCUGGCGUUCAUAUUUAUGAUUGCAGUAAUUAUGUUGUUCAAGUUUUACGUCAUUUGAAAGAUCGCGAAAGAGAUUUAGCAGUUAAACCUGAUUUUUUAAAGUGUUGCGUUGACAUCACCGAAAGAACCAGGCAAGUUGUGGUUGAUUGGAUGCAUGCUGUUAUUCGCUCUGAAAAGAUGCAACGUCAAUCGUUUCAUAUUGCUGUUAAUAUUAUGGAUAGAACCUUGUCUGUCUUUCCGACUGACUUGGCUCUCAUCCAGCUUGUUUCAUCUACUUCUAUUUUGUUAGCGGCUAAGUUGAAUGAACGUUAUGUGCCUUCUGUUAAGAGAUUGAUUAGGUAUACCGAUGACGCGUAUACCAAAGAGCAAAUUUACGAUAUGGAAAAGCUUAUUGUUCGAAAACUUAAUUUUGACCUUUGGCCACCAACCCCGUACUGCUUUACCAGCGCUUGGUACCAGACCACCGAAACUCCGAGUAAGAAUCAACAAUUUUUAACGGCUUAUUUGUUAGAUAUUUGCGUACUUUGCGAGCGUGGAGCGUCUUUGAAGCCAUCUUUGGCUGCGGCUGCUGCUGUUUGUUUGUCGAACCGUAUUCUCGGUUCUGGAAUAUGGACUACUGCUUGGGAAAAAUGGACUGGUUAUACGGAGGAAGAACUUUUGGAUGCGAUGAAAAUUAUGGCGGCUGUCUUUCAACGCCAGUUGACUUCUGAAUGCACUAACAUUCAGUAUUUUUACAAGAAACCGAUAGCUUACUCGGUUAGUUGCGACGUCGAAAUCGUCCAGAAUGUCACUUGGAAGAUGUUGGCUGAAGGUGUCCGUUUACGUCUUAUUUAAGUUACAAAGUUUAUUUGAUUGUGAGUGAUUGCUCUUCUUGAUAUUUAAGGGUUAAGAGUAAAAAAUAUCAUAUAAAAUCUAAAUGGCUUUCGUGUCUCGGUUUUUAGUCAGCUCGACGUUAGAUCUUAAUUUAUUUCGAUGAUUUUAUUUUUAAAAAGUACUUUAUCUAUAGAGAUUUAAUUUUAAAUUUUGUAAAAGCUAUUUUUCUUUUUAAAAAUGCAUUAUUUGUCGUUUAACCUUCAAACCAGGAAAACAAUACAAAAAAAGGAACAUUUACACUUUUAACCAAAAAAAGACAGACAACAUACGUAAGUGAUCUAGAUUAAAAAGAAAAAUAGGUGUUAGAAUUAUAGAUAGAUAGUACAAAAUAAUUUUGUCGUAGGAUCCAAUCGCAAGUUUUAGGUCUUUCUUUUUCUGUCUCUCAACAUUUCCUUUGUAUUCCUCUCUUCUUCUCUCCUCUCUGUCUCUCUCUGUCUCUCUCUGUCUCUCUCUCUCU
Molecule: messenger RNA, 1808 nt
Organism: Dimorphilus gyrociliatus
Lineage: Eukaryota; Metazoa; Annelida; Polychaeta; Dinophilidae
Source: the annotation of a GenBank genome assembly